AGAAAUCGCGUCUCCGUGCGGUGAGGGAGGGAGCCAUAAAUUGCGAGCUUCUCCUCCGCGAACCCUACUUACUUCAUUCGGCGGAAUCACGUCCCGGGUCCCGAAAUUGAUCGCUGGAUUCGCAUCCUUUUCCUUCGGCUAGUCUCCGAGAUCAGUUGGAGAUUUGGUUUCGUUCGAGUGGUUUUGGAUCUUCGCGGAAGUGGUUUUCCGGCCGAAGAUUGGAUUUUGGUGACGCUUCGGAGGUUGCAGUUUUGGGCGAUUUUGAGAUCAUCGAAACGGUGAGCUUGGGGCCUUUUGGCUUCUUGGUAGUGUUAUUCUUUCCUUUGUCCUGGUAGGGUAAAAAAAGCCCACCUUGCUUUCGUCUUCAUUGAAAGCUUGGUAUCUUAGUUGAACAGAAGGACAUCCACAAGUAGAUCUUGCUCGUGAGUGUCAGGAGCGAGAGAACAUGCAGUCCGAUCCCUCCCUCUACCGGGACCAUUUCGACCGAAUUCCCGACUCGCUGGUCCUCGUCAUCUUCAACAAGCUCGCCGAUAUCCAGUCCCUGGGCCGCUCCUCGACCGUGUCAAAGCGCUUCAAUGCCCUCGUCCCCCUGGUUCACGAUGUGUUUGUUAAGCUCGACCGUUUCGUGUCCGUCGACGGCGAAUCUGACGACGCCUUGAGCCUGUCUUCCCCUAAGCCGAGAAACCUUUUCGCCCAUCUCCUGAGGCUAUUGCUAUUUGCCUUUCUCAGGCCCUUCCAGAACCUUCAGAACAUUAACGAUGGAAAUAAGCCUCUUUUGCCCCAACUCUCCCGUCACUCCCCUGCUCGAGUCCUCAAGAAUUUUACCCAUGUCCGCAACCUGAGGAUCGAGCUCCCUGCCGGUGAUGUUGGAACGGAGGAUGGGGUCUUCUUAAAGUGGACAGCGGAGUUUGGAAGCACACUUCAGAACUGCGUGAUUUUGGGUGGAACCAGGAUGGAACGUAGACCUGCUUCGGCCAAUCUAGAAGGGUCAGUGGAAGACAAUGGGAGCAUACCAGAGUCAUUCUAUACGAAUGGAGGGCUAAAGUUGCGAGUUGUUUGGACUAUCAGCUCUUUGAUCGCUGCAUCCACAAGGCACUAUCUUCUUCGUCAGAUAAUUAAUGAUCACCCAACAUUGAGAAGCUUGGUCUUGACAGAUGCCGAUGGUCAGGGGACAUUGAUCAUGGGAGCAGAGCAGCUGAAAGAGUUCAGGGAGAAGCCAUUAGCAGCCUCACUGUCAUCAAAUAGGACGCAGGUGCCGGCAUCAAACAUGAAGCUGAGAUAUGCUCCAUACUUGGAGCUAGCGGAGGGAAUGGGAAUGCAGGGAGUUACACUAGUGGCUAUCAAGCCUGCAGGAGAGGGCACUAGCUGUGGCAAUAGUAGCAGGAAGGAAGCUGAAGCAUUUAUUUGUGGGGCAUUCGAUGGACCAUUUCGGGCUGCAGUCAAGGCGUUAGUGAAGCGGCGAACUUACCUCUUAGAGAUGAAUGGUUUCUAGAUCAACUCAGCCUCUUUGCCUUAGUUCUCUUCUUAUGGCCUGCAAUGGUUCAUUUUGUUUGUUUACAUGGAACCAGUUGUGGAGUGCCAUUACUACAGGAAUGAGGUCUCGGUGUAUAUGCAGUAGCUAUCAAAAUUUUCAUCUCUCCUUGCAUUUCUGUACAGUAAGAGUGUAUGGCUUUAUUUAUUUUCUUUUAUAGUGUGUAAAAUGGAGCAUCAGUUGUGAAAAUUCUCAUCUCAACAAUGCGUUUGUUGUAGUUUUGGCUUGUUAUGUGAUGCCUCAGAAAAUAAUUCUAUUAUGUGCAUGUA
Messenger RNA from Musa acuminata subsp. malaccensis (wild Malaysian banana), 1800 nucleotides. Its product is annotated as F-box protein At4g18380. Gene Ontology annotation, molecular function: protein binding. The record is from RefSeq and is a predicted model, not a curated record. NCBI's taxonomy places the organism in Eukaryota, Viridiplantae, Streptophyta, Magnoliopsida, Zingiberales, Musaceae.